Xylaria bambusicola is the source of this 935-nucleotide messenger RNA. RefSeq names its product molybdopterin synthase sulfur carrier subunit. Lineage: Eukaryota; Fungi; Ascomycota; Sordariomycetes; Xylariales; Xylariaceae. Gene Ontology annotation, biological process: Mo-molybdopterin cofactor biosynthetic process. The transcript has 2 exons. The record is from RefSeq and is a predicted model, not a curated record. The coding region runs from base 71 to 376 and encodes 101 amino acids. Gene Ontology annotation, cellular component: cytosol.
GCCCGUCCACAACAAAACCAUAGCCCUAUUCUUCUAGGUUUGUGUCGGGACUGCCGCGCGUGUCAAAACAAUGGGUGCUGUACCCAAGCCUCCGAAGGCCCAUUUCAACGUCCUCUACUUUGCAAGUGCAAGCUCCUUCACAUCCAAGGAAUAUGACGUUCUGCCCGCGCCGCUCGCGAUCGGCAAGUUAUUCGAUGCGCUGGAGGAGAGACACAGUGGCAUCAAGGAGAGGAUCCUCUCGUCUUGUCUCGUGACUGUCAACUUGAAUUAUGUCGAUGUGCCUUCGAAUGACAGCGAAGAUGCGUCUUCAGAGGCUGGCGUCGUGAUCCAGGAAGGUGACGAGGUCGCUAUUAUUCCUCCUGUUAGCUCUGGUUGAUAUUACAAGAGACCCCUUUCGUGCUAUGUAGAAAUAUCCUUCAAAGUGAUGAUGGUCCUAGUUUUCUAUAGUACUACUCGAAAUUUCUAGAGCUUCUCUAUCAAUGCGUAGGACAACAUGGUCAUAAUAUGAGUUGAUCAAUGUACCUCCGCCCGCAUUUCGGUAUAUGGAUCACAUUGUAACAUACUAACUACUUUCACUCGUCAAGAUUUUCCAUGUUAUACACAAUGGUUAGUCUUGCUGUGGCUGAUCAGCCAGGCUCAGAAGACACGUGGCCGCGUAUAUGCAACGAUGGCUUCAGGCCUGAUCGCUAUUGUAAUCGUGGAUACGUCGCAGCUCAGCAAACAUGGUAUUACCUUUCUUUGAUGUGGUGAGAGAGAUGACACAUCGUAGAUAGAGAAUGAGGGCACACUGGGACGUGAGAUCAAUAUAGUAUCUAGUUUAAUACCAAUGCCUAGAUCCGCAUGAUAAAGACUUCCAACUACAUAGUUUUAUACAAUCACAAAUGAAGAUUACAAUCCUUGAGAUAGCAAUAGAUAAUCUCGGGCUCCAAUAAAGA